Syngnathoides biaculeatus (alligator pipefish) is the source of this 2518-nucleotide messenger RNA. RefSeq names its product neuronal pentraxin-1-like. The record is from RefSeq and is a predicted model, not a curated record. NCBI's taxonomy places the organism in Eukaryota, Metazoa, Chordata, Actinopteri, Syngnathiformes, Syngnathidae. The coding region runs from base 1 to 1734 and encodes 577 amino acids. The transcript has 6 exons.
AUGGCGAGAGACGUCAGUCAUCCGAGCCGGGAGACCUCGUCUGCAAAGCGCCUAGGCGGCGCCGCCUCGGUCCUCUUCCUCGCCUUACGCUCAAUAGUCGUCUGCUAUUUCCUGUCUUGCUCUGAAGCUUCGGCGAGCUUGCUUGGCAAGGAGCACGACUACAGCACUAGUCCCAAAUUUGUUUGCAUUCCCAUCCCUCCAGAAGCAGACCCCAGCUGCUACUCGCCACCCGGUGUUCCCCAUGGCCCCGGCACCAACGGCCACGGUGGAAACCACCACAGGAUUCUGAUAUCGGAUGAGGCCAAAGCCACCAUCUUGCACCUCCGGGAGAGCCUGGUCAGGCAGAAGGAAACCAUUCUGGACCAGCGCGAGACCAUCAGGGAGCUCAUCGCCAAACUCACGUUGUGCGAGGGGUUUGGCGGUCACCAUAGCAACGGCCACCACAGCGACCAUCACGACAAUCAUCACACCGACCAUCACGACAAUCACCACACCGACCAUCACGACAAUCACCACACCGACCAUCACGACGACCAUCACGACGACCAUCACGACAAUCACCACACCGACCACCACGACGACCACCACGACGGCCACCGCGCCGGACCGGGCUCACACCAUGGGUCCCAUCACGACACCGAUCAUCACUUUACCCACGGCGGCCACAGGUCCAACCCCCAUCACCGGGAGUCGUACGCUAAACACGGCUCCUUCUCGCCGGAGCAGACUGGGAAAACCCUGCAGACUUUGAAGGAGCGUCUGGAGAACCUGCAGGCGAGGAAUUCCUCCAGCUCCUACUCCAGCUCCUUGCGGGAACUCCUCCAGCGCAAGAUCAACGCACUGGAGGAGCAGCUGCAUAGCUACUACAGGGACCGCCACGACGACCACCACCACGACGACCGCCACGACGACCACCACCACGACGACCACCACCGUGAGAACCACCACGACGACCACCAUCGGGACAACCACCACGACGAUCACCACGAUGACCAUCACGACGAUCACCACGGUAACGGCCGUCACGAUGACCACUACAACGGUCACCACGGGAGCAAACUGGAAACCGUCCUCAGCCAGCUGCACCACGCAGGAGGCCACAAGAAGCUGAAGAGCUCCAGUGCCUUCCUGCUGGACUUCCCCAUGAGGACGAACUACUUGUACGCCAGAAUGAAGCGCUCCUUGGCGACGGAGAUCUUCGCCUUCACCGUAUGUCUGCGCCUGAAGGCGGGCGCAGGCCCCGGAGUGGGGACGCCCUUCUCCUACGCCGUGCCGGGCCAGGCCAAUGAGCUGGUGCUCAUCGAGUGGGGUGCGAAUCCCAUGGAACUUCUGGUGAACGACAAGGCGGUGACGCUGCCCGUGACGUUGAACGACAGGAAGUGGCACCACGUGUGCGUGACGUGGGCGACGCGUGACGGCGCGUGGGAGGUGUACCAGGACGGGGUCAGGAAAGGAUCGGGUCAGAACCUGGCAGCCUGGCACGCCAUCAAACCAGGAGGGAUGUUUCUUCUCGGGCAAGACCAGGACACGAUGGGGGGCCGCUUCGACGUGACGCAGUCGUUCACCGGAGAACUGGCGGACGUUCACGUGUGGUCGCGAGUUCUGGCGCCAGCGGAGAUCUACAGGCUGUCGUCGUGCGGAGUUCGCCUACCGGGCGACGUGGCGUCCUGGGAGCAGGAGGCCGUUGAGCUCCACGGCGGCCUGGCGGAGUUCCCCUUCGACCCCUGCCACUGAGCCCCCGUUGGUCUGCCUUCUCCCCGACCGGGACCGGACGAGCGCCGGCUCCCUUCCUGACUUGCUUACUCGUACUCGAUUGGGCGUCCGCCCCGUUUGGGAGCGUGGCGACGCAACCGCUCUUGGUUCCAGCUUUCCAUACCAGUGAGACGUCCUGGGUCCGGAAUGCACGGGCUCGCCGCUCGAAAGCGUAAUUUGCCAACCGAAUUUGAAUUGCUAACACGACACCCCUCGCUAAAACCCUAAUUUUCCCCCCUAACUUCAAACCUUGAAUCGCGAGCGAACUCUCCACCCCAAGCUGCAACUCGGCAUCUUGGACCACAGUGACGUCCUGGGUCUUUCCUCCGCUGGGCUGGACCUGGACCUCUUCGCCGGGCAGGUGUCCGGGAGGCCUCCUAACCGGAUCCUGGACCCCCACCUCUUCCAACUUCUCCCCAACACCCUGAGAUACUCGAGGGAGGUCUCAUCUCCGACUUCCUCCGUUCGAGAAAAUUUGCACGAUGACAUUCAAGCGAUAUUGGACACCGGACGGGGUCACCGACGAGACUGCGAAAAGGAGCGGACAACGGACUCCGGUUUUCUGCGUCGUAAUUGGAUGAGCAGAUUGCGUAAGCGCACAUGAGCCGCAUGUCCAGCCGCCGCUAACCUUACCUCGACGUGUCACCACGCUAAUGACGGACGUCCCAGCGCCCGCCCGUGGCUCACGGCGAGAUUGAGCGCCCAUGAUUGCACACACUCACAACUUUUGUUGCCAAGGCAACUGAGGUGAAGAAUUACAUGUCGA